This is a messenger RNA of Calypte anna (Anna's hummingbird), 3867 nucleotides long. It is a transcript of the gene ME2, whose product is annotated as malic enzyme 2. Bases 194 to 1930 code for a protein of 578 amino acids. Gene Ontology annotation, molecular function: malate dehydrogenase (decarboxylating) (NAD+) activity; NAD binding; malate dehydrogenase (decarboxylating) (NADP+) activity. The record is from RefSeq and is a predicted model, not a curated record. Gene Ontology annotation, biological process: malate metabolic process; pyruvate metabolic process. NCBI's taxonomy places the organism in Eukaryota, Metazoa, Chordata, Aves, Apodiformes, Trochilidae. The transcript has 16 exons. Gene Ontology annotation, cellular component: mitochondrion.
CCCUCCGGGGUGUCCCUCCCUGGUGCCUCCGUGUCGGCUCCAGUCAGUGGCGGGUUGUGAGGCGGACGGAGCUCCGGCGGAUGGGAGCUGCUGUCGCACAAUAGAAACAGGUCCUCGGCCAGCAUCACCCAGCGGGCAGCAGCCGCAGGAGGAGGUAGAUCCCAUUCUGGUUACAGGACAAAAGAAGCCCAAAAUGUUCUCCCGACUCCGAGUCGCCGCCGUUCCCUGCGUGGCCGCGCGUCGCAGCGCGCACACCAAAGAAAAAGGCAAACCCCUGAUGUUAAACCCCAGAACAAAUAAGGGUAUGGCCUUUACAUUACAUGAGAGACAAAUGCUUGGGUUGCAAGGACUUCUGCCUCCUAAAAUUGAGACUCAAGACAUUCAAGCCUUACGUUUCCACAAGAACUUGUCAAAAAUGACAGACCCCUUGGAAAAGUACAUCUACAUAAUGGGAAUCCAAGAGAGAAAUGAAAAGCUUUUCUACAGGGUAUUACAAGAUGAUAUUGAGAGGUUAAUGCCAAUUGUAUACACACCAACAGUAGGCCUUGCCUGCUCCCAGUAUGGGCACAUCUUCAGGAGACCAAAAGGAUUAUUUAUUUCUAUCUCAGACAGAGGCCACAUAAGGUCAAUAGUGAACAACUGGCCAGAGAAUGACGUCAAGGCUGUUGUUGUCACUGAUGGGGAAAGAAUAUUGGGUCUUGGAGACCUGGGUGUGUAUGGGAUGGGAAUUCCAGUUGGAAAACUGUGUUUGUAUACAGCCUGUGCAGGAAUCCAUCCAGACAAAUGUUUGCCUGUCUGCAUCGAUGUUGGGACUGAUAACACAACACUUUUAAAAGAUCCAUUUUAUAUGGGCCUCUACCAAAAAAGGGAUCGUUCACAGGUCUAUGAUGACCUCAUUGAUGAGUUUAUGGAAGCCAUAACAGACAGGUAUGGCCAGAACACACUUAUCCAGUUUGAAGACUUUGGAAACCACAAUGCUUUUCGCUUCUUAAGAAAAUACAGAGAGAAAUAUUGUACUUUCAAUGAUGAUAUUCAAGGGACAGCAUCAGUGGCCUUGGCAGGACUGCUGGCAGCACAAAAAGCCACUGGGAAACCACUUGCAGAGCAGAAAGUGCUGUUCCUAGGGGCAGGAGAGGCUGCCCUGGGCAUUGCAAACCUCAUUGUUAUGGCUAUGAUGGAAAGUGGUGUUUCUGCUGAAGAAGCUUACAGGAGAAUAUGGAUGUUUGACAAAUUUGGCUUGCUGGUUCAGGGUCGAGAGCAAAAGGUGGAUUCCAAUCAAGAACCAUUUACUCAUAAGGCUCCAGACAAGGUACCAAAGACCUUUGUGGAGGCAGUGAAUAUACUUCAGCCUUCAGCUAUCAUUGGAGUUGCAGGAGCUGGGAGGCUCUUUUCUCAGGAUGUGAUCAAAGCAAUGGCCUCUAUCAAUGAGAGACCCAUCAUAUUUGCACUAAGUAACCCCACAGUCAAAGCUGAAUGCACAGCAGAGGAAGCAUACACAUUAACAGAGGGCCGUUGCUUGUUUGCCAGUGGCAGUCCCUUUGAGCUGGUGACUCUGUCAGAUGGAAGAACCUUCAAACCAGGCCAAGGAAACAAUGCUUACAUAUUUCCAGGAGUGGCUCUGGCUGUGAUCCUCAGCAGUGUUCGACAUAUUAGUGAUAAGGUUUUCCUAGAGGCUGCUAAGGCACUGGCAGAACAGUUGACCGAUGAGGAACUUGCACAAGGAAGACUUUAUCCUCCACUGUCCAAUAUCAGGGAAGUUUCUAUUUAUAUUGCUGUCAAGGUUAUGGAAUUUUUGUAUGCCAACAACAUGGCUUUCCACUACCCUGAGCCCGCCGACAAGAACCGGUACAUCCAAUCAAAGGUUUGGUCCUAUGAGUAUGAAUCCUUCAUGCCAGAUGUCUAUGACUGGCCUGAAUCUAAGGUCCACUGAUGCCUCAGAAGAUCACACUCCUCAGGCAGUACCUUCUACUCUGCAGGGAUCCCUUUUCCAGACCAAUUUAAAUCAUCAUCUUUGAGUCCUGUAAUUUAUUUUUCGCUCGUUUUGUUGUCUCUUUUUUUUUUUUUUUCCCCUGUUUUUUCACUUGCCAUGGAUUUCUCCUCCCUUUCUCCCAAGUACCUGCUAAACUCUCUGGAUCACAGGAAUGAGAGAGCUCUCCAAGAUGACUUUAAAUAAUGCCAUUGCACUUCUAGCUUAGAGCUGCUGAAGAAUUCCAUUAAUGAUCUUUUAGCUCUGUGCGUUUGAUGAACUACAGCUCUCUCAUCACUGCUGAUUUCCAGAAUGAUUUAUUUCUGCUUUUAAUAAUCAGUCUUCUAAUUGCCCUGAUGUUCUCACAGGGUGACAUCACCAGAGAGCUUUUGUCCAAAAAAAAACAACCAACCCACAACCCAAAGAACACAAAAAAGAAGGCAGUUUAAAACCUAUUUAACACUCUAGUGGGCUUUCUGUUUUGUCUGGUGUUUCAAGAUGCCAAUGUCCAGGCUUCCUGGUGGCACUGGCUGCUCUGUUUCCCUCAGUUUGGUCUGAGGAGCAGUGUGGGGUGGAGCUGUGGGAUCUGCAGCAUCUCACAUUUAUGUCACUGAGUGGUCUUAUAAAAAAAAAAAAUAAAAAAAGGAAGCAGUUAACUAGUUAAAGUUAUCCUUAGGAAGCCUGAAAAGAAGAUUAAUCACUUAAUAGCUUUUAAAAACAAAGGGAGGCUGUUGGAGAAUAAAUUCUAUCACCUAAAGGCAGGAUUUGAAAUAAUCUAUGGAAAUCUUUUGAAGAUUUUACAAGAUUAUCUGCAAAGGCUCCAAAGUGAUGUACCAAAGGGGUUUUGUUUCAUUUGUUAAUUUUUUUUCAAGGCUCCUAAGCUUCAAUUUUCUCCCUUGCAUACCCUUCUUAUAAAAAAAGAGGCUUGGGUGUGAUGUUUUUGUGACACAGCUGACAAGGAAACUCCUCAGUGGGCUCAUGUGCCACCUUGAACAAACCCUCCCAGGCAGCUGGAACAGAGAGUGUUAAAGACAGCUAUGGACAGGCACAUUUUUAGAGGUUUGACAGAGUUUCUUGUGCUCUCAGCCCAAUCCAUCCAGUUCACUUGGUGCCCAGUGAACACAGGGCUUGAAGGAUCACAAGCUUGAAGGUGAUCACUUCAUUUUCCUCACUCUGUUUACAGGUUUAAUUUCUUGGGGGGGUUUUCUUUGUGAAAACAAAAAAUGCAAGUUGAUUUUUUUUUCCUUGCAAUGCACAUUUGCUACAGACACCAUGAUGUGCAUUUCCUUUCAUUCACAGAAGGUUUGAGUCCCCUAAGCUCAGACUUUGGGUGAGCAGGCAGGGACAUGAGGCUGUUUAAGGCUUCUCUGCAUCUCAUCUCUGUGGUGAGAAUGAUGUGGCAGGAACAGAAAUAAAGGUAAUUGCUGCAGCAGGGUGAAAAAGGAUGAGAAUAGAUUGUAAAAGGGCUAUAUUAGCAAACUUGAAGCCAGAAUCCAAAGAGAUGAAAUAAAGCUUGCUCAGGAUUUAUCCCUGACAAGCACCUCAGUUCCUAUCCUCAUUUAUAUUGGAAAAUGAAGAAUAAGCCCAAAAUACAACAGGCAAAAUAGUCUCUCUACCUCCUUAGGCAUGUUCUGUGUCACUUACUGCCUAAUAUUUGAUUUAAAAAUUAGGUUUCUGUAUUAGAGAAAAAGAUGAAUCAACUUUGGGAAGGCUUUACCUGUGUGAGGAAAGAAGACUGAUUAUUUAAACACAGAAAAUAGUGAUGUGGGGAAUAGGCUGCAUGUUCAAACUGUGGUAAAGUGCUGUCUGGUAGGACUCAAAAUGCUGAGUUCCAAGUUGGGUGACAUAUGUGGUUUGGAACUUGUAUGUGUAAGUAUAUGUAGAAAAAAAAAAAAAAAAAA